This is a messenger RNA of Clonostachys solani, 1866 nucleotides long. Lineage: Eukaryota; Fungi; Ascomycota; Sordariomycetes; Hypocreales; Bionectriaceae. The record is from the annotation of a GenBank genome assembly.
AUGUUCUUCACCAAUAAAUUGAUCAAUGCGGCUUUAAUGGCCAUCUUGGCCAACAACAUGCUGUUGGCGGCGGCAUCAGACUGGGUGGCUCAGCAACACGUUCUUAAUCCCGGGCAACUUGGCCAAGACAACCUAGAGCAGUGGACGAAGACAAAGAAAAAUGUGGUCCUAAUAAUGUCUGACGAUCAAGAUGCCACGAUGGAAUCUGUAUCUUACAUGCCAAGGUUGAAGCAGCACAUCAUCGAUAAGGGUACACACUUUGCCAAUCAUUUCACCACGACGGCCAUCUGUUGUCCAUCUAGGGUGUCGUUGUGGACGGGCAAGCAACCGCACAACACGAACGUCACGGACGUAGAUCCGCCAUAUGGGGGCUUUCCCAAAUUCAUUUCUCAAGGCUUGAACGAUGCUUAUUUGCCAGUCUGGCUCCAGGAGGCCGGAUAUGCAACAUAUUACACUGGAAAGAUGUUCAACUCACAUACAGUCUGGAACUACCAUUCGCCCUUCCUCAAAGGUUGGGACGGCAGCAACUUCCUCCUCGACCCCGGAACAUAUUCAUAUUUGAACCCGAUCUACCAGAGGAAUCAUGAUCCCCCAACUCAGUUCCACGGACAACACACAACUGAGCUAAUACAGAGCCAUGCUUCUGAGCUCAUUGAUGCAGCAAUAGGCUCGGGCAAGCCCUUUUUCGUAGCAAUCGCCCCUAUCGCUCCGCAUUCCAAUAUUGACACAAAUGAUGGUGGUGACCCAGUCAUGACGGAACCUAUUCCCCUCGACAGACAUCGUCACUUAUUUCAGGAAGCUCAGGUCCCACGCACCGCGAACUUCAACCCAGACAAGGCAAGCGGCGUGAGUUGGGUCGCCAACUUGCCACAGUUCAAUGAGACCAUGGUCCGCUAUCUUGACCACUUCUACCGCCAGCGCCUUCGGGCCCUUCAGGGAGUCGACGAGCUCAUUGAGAAGGUCAUUUUGCAGCUCGAUGAUGCCCGUGUCCUCGACGACACAUACAUCGUUUUCACUUCAGACAAUGGUUAUCACAUUGGCCAGCACAGGUUGCCCCCCGGCAAAGAAUGCGGUUUUGAGGAGGAUAUACGUGUGCCGCUCUUCAUUCGAGGACCUGGGAUCCGCGAGGGAGCCGUCGAGAACGCGGUCACGGCGCACAUUGACAUUGCGCCAACUAUUUUCGACAUUGCGGGCAUUGAGCUCCGCCAAGAUUUUGAUGGCUCGCCGUUGCCCAAUAUUCCUAGCGCUGUGCCAGGCCAUAUUGACAAGCAGGAAAAUGAGCGGCAGGAACACAUCGCAGUCGAGUAUUGGGGCACGGCGAUAGCAGAAGGCGAGGCCGGAGGAUUCGAUGGCAAUGGUCAAAUUGUAAUGUCUAAUAACACAUACAAGGCUCUGCGGAUUCAUAGUAGAUCACAUGUUCUUUACUAUGCCGUUUGGUGUAACAAUGAACACGAACUAUACGACCUCAAAGUGAGUUGUUUUGCCAUCAGAACCAAUAGUGAGAGCACAUUGAUUGACUUUUGCUGUAUCCAGACCGACCCGCAUCAGAUGCUAAAUAUAUUUCCCGAGUAUCUGUCGGAUAUACCUCCGACCGCACUCGUUAGAAUGAUUACUCGCCUCGAUGCUCUUUUAAUGGUUUUGAAGUCUUGCAAGGGCGAGACAUGCAGGAAGCCAUGGAAGGUGUUACAUCCUGAUGGGGAUGUUGGCAACCUGGACGAUGCUCUGGACUCGAAAUUUGACUCGUUCUAUCAAACUCAAGCCAAGGUAGCGUUCACCAGGUGCGAACCGGGCUACAUAAUAUCAUCGGAAGGUCCUCAGACUGCGAAACAAUACCGGGGGGAUCUUAGCUGGUCGCAUUGGUCCUAA